Corticium candelabrum is the source of this 965-nucleotide messenger RNA. RefSeq lists its product as uncharacterized. The coding region runs from base 288 to 845 and encodes 185 amino acids. Lineage: Eukaryota; Metazoa; Porifera; Homoscleromorpha; Homosclerophorida; Plakinidae. The record is from RefSeq and is a predicted model, not a curated record. The transcript is spliced from 2 exons.
AAGGUGUUGAUCCGUGUGACGACCGAAUUAUCCUAGUGGACAACCGCGGUGUACCGUUCGCAGAUGACGACGGAACAAGAGACGUAGACUUUUGGAAGGCACCGUCUCGAAGAAUCUGUGCGGUACUCCAGUCGGACUAUGACUCACUGAAGUGCUACCUCGAUUCUAUACGAGAGACGGCACCGAUCACACGAAAACGAGCUUCAUCGGCCACCGCCUCGUCGACAGCGAUCGGUUACGGCCAGCUGCAGUCGUUGAGCUCGAGCACACGUGCCUCAUCUCCGGAUAUGGAUAUCCUUUUCAAGAUCGAUGGUGAAGUAGAAGACGCGCUAACUCAUCUCGGCCGCCAGGAGUCCAGCUUCGAACGAGUACACGAGCGACUCGAGAACAUCGAAGACAAGAUGGAGCAAGUGACUCGCCAUCGGUUGCCAUCGAAACGACGCACUAAAUCGAAAGCAGCGACAAUAGCAGCGAGAAUGAUGCGUUGCAAGAUUUGCCACCUGCUCAGCAGAAGUCCGAUAGCAGUGUGUAUUUGCUGCCGACAAUGGCUCGGCUGCGAACGUUGCACUUCUCAAUGCGGGCGUUGCCCAUUCUGCAACGCUACGUGGUCAGACGACAAACGUCCGCUGUCUCUUCGCGGUUUCGACGACAUGAGAGAGCUCAAAAAAGAAAUGCGAAAUGAACUUGGGAGCGACGUAGCUCACGACGACAGCUCGUCGGACACGGAACUACCGAUCAUGUUACCAUCUGCCACAACCCAAGGUGCCGAUGCCUCCUCGUCACACGGCUUGACUGCAGAUGUGAACGUACGCGCCGACAAUGAGAGCCCAGAGAUUAUCGAGUGACACAUUGACAUAGUCUACUUAAUUAAUAACUAGCUCUAGCUGUAAGCCGCGCUGUUCUACGUUAGCUAGUUGAGUUAGUUCAAUUAAUUGAGUUGAGCAAAUAGAGUUCAGUUGAGUUGA